CGCUCUAGGCCCAGCCUCCGCGCGUUUCCAGGGCGCACCAUGGAGAGUGGGUGCUGGUUCGGUGGCGAGUUCGAGGACUCGGUAUUCGAGGAGCGGCCCGAGCGGCGUUCUGGGCCGCCUGCGUCCUACUGCGCCAAGCGCUGCGAGCCGCAGUGGUUUUAUGAAGAGACAGAAAGCAGUGAUGAUGUUGAAGUGCUGACCAUCAAGAAGUUCAAAGGGGACCUGGCCUAUAGACGACGAGAGUAUCAGAAAGCGCUGCAGGAGUAUUCCAGUAUCUCUGAAAAGUUGUCAUCUACUAAUUUUGCAAUGAGAAGAGAUGUUCAGGAAAGCCAAGCUCGGUGUCUGGCUCACCUGGGAAGGCACCUGGAAGCCCUGGAGAUUGCUACAAACUUGGAAAAUAAAGCAACCAACAUAGAUCAUUUAACAACUGUGCUCUACCUCCAGUUUGCCAUUUGUUCAAGUUUGCAGAACUUGGAGAAAACAAUUUUUUGCCUGCAGAAACUGAUUUCUUUGCAUCCUUUUAAUCCUUGGAACUGGGGCAAAUUGGCAGAGGCUUACCUGAAUCUGGGGCCAGCUCUUUCAGUGGUGUUUGCGUCAUCUCAGAAACAGAACAGUUUCACCUCGAGUGACAAAACUAUCAAAUCCUCCUUUCCAGGCUCAGGAAAAGACUGCCUGUUGUGUUUCUCUGAAACCUUGCCUGAGAGCUUGACGUUCUCUAUGGACAAAAGUAGCAGUAAUAGCCAGAAAAAUGAGAAAGCUCUUAAAAAUAUCCACGACUGUAUGGCAGAAAAGAGAGAAGCAGUUUUGCUGGAGACUCAGAUGAAAGCAUGUGCCUCUUUCAUACGAACCAGGCUUUUGCUUCAGCUCACCCAACCUCAGCAGACAUCGUUUGCUUUAGAGAGGAACUUAAGGACUCAGCGGGAAAUUGAGGAUAAAAUGAAAGGGUUCAGCUUCAAAGAAGACGUUUUGCUGUUGAUAGCUGAGGUUAUGGGAGAAGAUAUCAUCCCAGAAAGAAUAAAAGAUGAAGUUCAGUCAGAGGUGAAGUGUGUUGGCUCAGCAGCCCUGACUGCCUUGGUGACCACAUCCUCUGAAGAAUUUGAAGACAAGUGGUUCAGAAAGAUCAAAGACCAUUUCUGGCCCUUUGAAAAUCAGUUCCAUGCAGAGAUACAAAUCUUGGCCGAGCAGUCCAUUGAAAAACAAAACAGAAAACAUUUUGCCCAGUAUUAAUUGUCUUUGUUUAUUUCAGACAGGAUCCACUGCUAAUCAUGGAAUGUAGAGAAUUAAAAAUGAUGAUUUAUGUUUUAUACAAAUGCCUUUUGUCCCAGAU
Otolemur garnettii (small-eared galago) is the source of this 1327-nucleotide messenger RNA. RefSeq names its product chromosome unknown C8orf76 homolog (gene CUNH8orf76). Lineage: Eukaryota; Metazoa; Chordata; Mammalia; Primates; Galagidae. Gene Ontology annotation, molecular function: protein binding. The record is from RefSeq and is a predicted model, not a curated record. The transcript has 6 exons. Bases 40 to 1227 code for a protein of 395 amino acids.